UGUGACAGCGUGUUACUUCUGGGUAUGUGUAGUGCAUUUAUUGAAUCAGAUCCUGAUUUAUUAUUGAGUCAGAUCAAUUCGUGUAUCUGGAGUCUAAAGGAUUCGUCGAGCAUGGAUGUUAACAGAACUUUCACCUUGAUAGUGAAGUCAUACAAAGGAGAUAGGCAACAUGCCAAGAAAACGAUCCGGUAAUACCGGUCACAGUCAAUGCAAAGAUGAAGCAACAGCUAUGAGCGAAACGAUUAGGUGAGGACAAUGCGUUACUGGAAACUCUCUAUUCAUACAGGACAACAAUGCUCGUCCACACCGUGAAAAUACCCGGUAAAAGUAAUCAUGGUCAAUCUUCCCCAUCAGAUGAAGCUAUAAAAAAAUGCUAAGGACUGUCACCUUGAUAGUGAAGUCAUAGAUCAAGGAGAAAAACCACAUGCCAAGAACACGAUCCGGUAAUACCGGUCACAGACAAUGCAAAGAUGAAGCAACAGGGAUGAGUGAAACCAUUAGACCCGGUAAAAGUAAUCAUGGUCAAUCUUCCACAACAGAUGAAGCUACAAGAAAAAUGUUGAGACCAAGUAAACCGUAUUUAGAUCAAUGUAAAGAUGAAGCAACAGCUAUCAGAGAAAGCAUUAGGCUUUUAAGAGAAAUUGAAGUCAGAAGCCGCAGAGCUGCCAUCCUGUGCUACAAAACUUCAAGUGCAAAUGAAUGCUUAUAUAUAUUAUUUGCAGUUAUUAAAGUGAUGGUCGUUGCUGUUGUUGGGAUCAUGACACACAAAUAUCUGUCGAAAAUAGUAGAGGAAAAUUUACCAGAAAUCGUGUCAUCGAUAAAGCAGGCACCAAUUGUCGCACAGGUUAUUGCAGGUAUCCUGGCGAGUUGCAUUGUGUUUCUUGUUGCCAGUGAAGUUCUGAAGUCAUAUUAUGAAGACAGAAGCACACGUUACAACGUGGCAGCCGCAGGGUGGCAAGCCUUAGAGCUUAAGAUCCGUGCUUUCCUGGCAACAGCAAUUGAAGGCAAAGUUUCAUCUGCUGAAUACAAGAUCUUCAUUAAUGAAUGUAUUGAAAAAAGAGAGGAAAUAUGUAUCAAAGCUCGUCCAGAUGAAAAGAUCUACAAGGAGUAUGAAAAAGUUAUGACCAUAUAUGAUAGAGAUGAAAACGUAAAUGAUAUACAUGUUAUACGAAUAAAUAAGUGUUUGUAUUAAGUUUGAUGGAUUGAUAAAGGCUACAAAAGUAAAAAUUGUUCACUAAACCGUGUACAGACUUACGUAUUUAAGAAUAUGUAAGUUAACCCUACAUAAGUCGCUAUCAAAUAGGAGGUGUUCGCAAAAGGGUGAUCGUAUCCUGCCCCUGCAUCCAUUACACUUUGACCAUAUAUUCUUGAAAUUGAGUAUUACUACUUACAUGUCGUGCGCUGACAACACUAAUUUUAUUCUGAAAUCUAAGAACUCUCUCCUGAUCUUUUGAUUUGUCUGGAAUUCGAUGUCAAGUUCAAUAUCCUUGUAACUAAAAUGACUGUGCGUCGUGAAAUCUAUCCAGCCUUUAGGAAGGGCAUGACAAUAUAUUUACAGAAAAAAAUGGUAUUAGAUUAGAUAGAUGUACAUGUAUAGGAGGUGUAAGUAAAAAAACUUCCCCUGACUUAAUGUAUUUAGUAACGAAAAUGUAAAUAAAAGCGACAAACGCUUUAUUUAUAAGAAAUAUCUGCCAAUUACAGAGUCGAUUGUACGAUUCCGACUAUAUCACAAACAUGUGUUCCUGAAGCACCAUCAAAUAGUGAUGAUGCCAGAUGUUAUCUAAAUAUAUAGGUCGUUGAGCUGAUAUACUGACGUUUGUAUAUAAAAGCGACAUGACCAUUUCCAUGAGCAUAAGAAGUCUCUGCUGAAAGCAGAUUCCAAUGUACAAUUCUGAUUUCAUCAUAAGCAUAUCAUAUCCUGCCCCAAGUCAAGUGCUUGCUUAUAAUAUACCGGUAAUACGGGUGUCACAUGUGCAACAAGCUGCAUGCGUGUUGAAGUGGACAGAACAUCUUCCCUGACAGCUGUUCAAUCCCAGACUGUGUCAUAUCAGAAGACGUUAAACAUUUCUCUUACGCUGCCUGGCGCUCGGCAUUAAGAAGAUGAGGCAGGGACUGGCCAGCUUGGAGUCAGUAAAAUGUGUCUGUGUGGGCUAUCCAAGUUAAACUGUGGCAUGGUAUAUUGGGUUGUCAAUAAUAUUUGAGUAGUACAAGCUGCCUCACUCACAUGGACAUGCACCUUGUUAUAUAAAUCAAAUAUUCUUGAACAUUACGUAUCAGACGAAUAUAUCAUUCGGCACCACCUGCAUGUUCCCGAAACCUAUAACAAGGCUCGUCCCCUUCUCGAAGGCAUGGCGAAGCGUCUAAACGGCGCAGGCCAUUCAGAAUGCAUGUCAGGAUAUGGGUACUUGAUUAAUAUAAUACCGAGUAUUUAAAGUAAUUUUCGGAAUACGCUUUUGUUUAUAAAAUGUUGAUAAAUGUAGAUUGUUGGUUCCAAACCACAGUGUAUACGGAGAACAGAACUGUGUUAUAUUAACUGAUGUUCUUAUUUGUAGAGCCAUGUUGGUUGAUUGAUUUAUAUUUACACAUGCACUUGUUUACAUUCCGUUAACUGCGACUUCUGUUUCCUACUGCAUCAAAAUUACCCGCUAAGCUAAUUGAAGAUAGCAUACGAAAGGCUCUUAGUAUUGAGCAAUUAAACCUGAGAGAAAAGUCUGAAGAAAACAACAUUGGGAAUAAUUUAACUCCAGUAUCUAACUUCAACCCUAAUCAUGAAAAAACAUUGUCCACGCUGACAAAUGACUGGUCCGUAAACGGUAAAAGCACUUCAUGACUAAAUAUGACGUGCAUGAAUAACCAUCUUGAAAUGGGAAAUGUCGCAACCGUCCCUUACCUGCCAGACGGCGGUGUGAAAGAUAACGCUAGUUCUUUACCUAAUGGAUAGGAUGUGAAAAAAGGCUGAAAUCAACUUGAAAUUCUUUGUCCUUUCUACGGAUUUUAUAAAAAACCUUUAUCGUCAAUUAAUUAAUGUUGGAUCAUAAAACACUGCAAACACGAAAACGUCGUUUGUUUUUCGUUUAUGGUCAUUGG
This is a messenger RNA of Haliotis rufescens (red abalone), 3087 nucleotides long. RefSeq lists its product as uncharacterized. The transcript has 8 exons. The record is from RefSeq and is a predicted model, not a curated record. Lineage: Eukaryota; Metazoa; Mollusca; Gastropoda; Lepetellida; Haliotidae. The coding region runs from base 425 to 1192 and encodes 255 amino acids.